Molecule: messenger RNA, 255 nt
Organism: Xylaria bambusicola
Lineage: Eukaryota; Fungi; Ascomycota; Sordariomycetes; Xylariales; Xylariaceae
Exons: 1
Source: RefSeq, a predicted model, not a curated record
UUUUUUUUUUUUUUUUUUAUAUUUCCCACAAUUUCAACCCUUCUUUCAUAUUUACCCAAUUUUCAUUACUAUAACCUCACAUAUCACGCUAAUUACCUUUCUUCCUCUGCCGGACUAUCGGACUUCCGAUUACCUAAUUCAGGUGCACAUUCAUCCGAACACUUGAUCUCUCUCCAACUCACGGUUGAAAUGUCAUAUGCAACUGCCCGGCAGGUUUACGUUUCAUCGCCCUCUGCCUGCACGAUAUUGGGUUGA